Molecule: messenger RNA, 9242 nt
Organism: Toxoplasma gondii ME49
Lineage: Eukaryota; Apicomplexa; Conoidasida; Eucoccidiorida; Sarcocystidae
Exons: 4
Coding region: 3604-7374 (1256 amino acids)
Source: RefSeq, a predicted model, not a curated record
CCGGACAAGAGCGCCUCAAUACUACAGUUUUCUUCUAGAGCUUUGCUCCAUCCAGCAGCUUUGCCAGACUUGACUAGAGCGAGCAUCACUUUCUACAUUCGAAUGGUUAUUUCGUGCUCCUCCCCUAUCUGCCAGAAAAAUACGUGGAACGUCUCCUGUGAUUUGAACCUUUCGCGUCUCCCCCUAGAACCGUCUCCUGGAGAGACACCCGCUCUGUUUUGCCUCGUAUCUCUAACUGCUGUGACGCAUCCAGUUCCUUUUUAGAGUGGCACUCGCGUCGCGGAGAAUUCCGUCAGACCUGUGUUUUCCUGCUGCCCACUUUCUGCGUGUCUCCGGAUGGUACUGCGGGCGAUGCAGCUUGUUGGCGCGUGUUAGCCGGUCUGUCUUCGCUCUUGCGGGGAUAGCCGCGUGUGUGGUGCUGCCCUAGAGAAGUUUAGAUUUUUUAGAAGCGUUCUUUGCGGGCGAGACAAACUUUCCAGUUGCCUGUUUGCUACUCUGUCGUACACGAAUGCACCGGCCUCGUAGCUGUGUGGCUGUGCCGAGGAGACACAGCCGCGGCGAUAGCCAGACAGCCAGUGGACGCGAGUUGGACUCUGGACUUCCUUCGGGUUCCUGCAGAGGAAUCUCUUGCGUUUUAUCCCGGCGCGCUACAGAGCUGGCGAGCGGGAGGACGCUGGCAAAGACCGGUGCGCGUGACUCAGAAGACGCCGGUCUCCGUUGAAGUGUUUCUCUCCCCUCGAAGAACUAUCUUUCUCUUCGAGGAGACAUCUGCGUCUCAAGCUGUGGGCUGUUUCUAGAGUUCUUGGUCACGCGUUGGAGGUUUUUCGGCGUUUUUUGAGCCAGAGACACAAAAAUCUUCUCGGCUGGCGACGAGACCGAGGUUCAUCGCUACAUACCCCGUCUUCCCCGGCAACACGUUUCCUGUUGGGCGCCGCGUCUCAGUUUGUGGUGCGCGCCACCGGUGUGAUUUCUGUGUACGGCACAGGGACGUGGGUUCGGCGCGUCUUGGUCUCUCUGCCCUUGCGAGAGUCUGAACCGUUCUUCUUUUCUUUACCUGCUUCUGAUUUCUUUUCUGGGAUAUCUUUCCGGUCUCGCCUCCACGACAUGCGAGAGCCCGAGCGCGCUGAAUUCGCAUUCCGAGAGUUGCGGCACAGGACCGUCGUCUCCUCACCUUCAUCCUAUGGCUUCUACCCCAGCCUUCGCGCUAGUGUCUCGGUUUUUUUCGUGAGGCAGGUGCCGGUAUUUGCGACAGAUUCGUGUCUUUCUUUGCCCUUUUUGCGAGAGACGGCAUACAGGCUGUCGGGCGCUCUGUGAGUCUGCAAGCUUUAAAGCAGAACGUACGUUCUUGUGACGCUAGGAAAGAAACGGCAAGUCUUUGGCCUUGCUCUGGACACGCCGUCUCACCAGGACCGCAGAGAAGAGGGUGGUGGCUUUCUACACUAACAAAGCUAGCCGAGUGAGCGCCGAUUUCACAUAUCUUUUUAUCUCGUUGCGUGCGUGGACGAGGGGUCUCUAUCGAGGCGAACCUUCCAGUCUCUCGUAAAAAAAAGAAGAAACACAAGGGGCGAGGGUGAACGGAGCUUUCUGUCAGAGUGCGUGAACGCACGCUUCGUGCCUGGAUUGUGGUUUUGUCUUCUUUGGUUCGCGGUGAGGAAUUGUUGAAUUUCAACGGAGCCGCUUCUCUUUUGAAGCAACCGGUGCCGUUCACCGGUGUUCAGUCUCUUUUUUUCUCGGCUUUCCGGUAGCUGGCCGAAGAGGGAGAAGAGGGUCGUUGUCGGGAUAGGUCCCGUGCGCGCGCACCUGCGGGAGUGUGAGAGGGUGUUCUUGCUUCGCUGUCUCCGUCUGCGAGCCUUUUUCUCUUCGAUGCGCAGAAAGGCAUCGUUUCUUCUCUUCCUUUCUGAGAGUAUUCUUCUAGGAGGAAGAUUGUCUUUACCCUCGGUGCGAAGAGGAUCGUGCUUUUGCUGUGUGUCGCGCGGCCACGCCAGAAGACACCUGGAGGGCGGAGGGAUAGCCUGGACGCCCUUCCCGCGUGUUUUUUCCAGUUUUUCUCGACGUUUUGUCGAAAUUCUGCAGAGGAGGGUCUUGCAUCACACCUUCUCGUCGGAUCGACGCUUCCAGGCUUGGCGAGGGCGGAAAGACACGGAGGGUGCAGCGGAUUUUCCUGCACUCCAGUGAAUCUGUGCCCUUAAAACAGCUAUGCAGGCUACCCACCUGCUGCCGGACUCGCCGUCGGGCACCUAGGGGGGACUCCGGUCUUUUUGUGUCUCUCCCCGCGUGUGUUUCUUUUUGGGUACGACUGUUCUCGCAAAUUCGUUUUUGCUAGGUAAAGUCUCCAUACCAUCGGGAAGGAAAGAAGACUGGGAGAAUCCAUUCGAUUGGGUGUCUUGUGUACCGUGUUUCUUUUGAGUACACGGGCACGGGGAUUUUCAGCUCGCAGCGAGAGGAGGUGGGUGACGUUUUGCGGGAAAAGUUCCCGUCCGGUCUUCUUUCGCGGCACUUUUGUUGCAAAUUUCCGAGGAAACCACAGGGAUUUUUCUCUUUCUGUUGGCGCACUUUUGGCUUGCGAGACAGCGAGCUCUCCCGCGACUCUCGGAGACAAAGCUAGGAGGGCACUGCCGUCUUCGAAUGUUCGCUCCAGCUUUUCCACUGAACCUUAGUGGUAGUUCCAAGCCGCGGAAUCAGCACCACGCGGCCAAACUUUUUCUCCCAUUAUUUUUCCCUUGAUUCGUCUCCAAUGCACCGAGACAGCGACACGAUCGCGCCUGUGUGAAACUAUGGUGAUCCGCGGGUCCUCUCUGUCUCGGUCCUCACCCGUCCGUGUCCUUUCCCGAUCCCGAGCAAACGGUGAUUGGGUUUCCAAAACGGCGCCUCGUGUGUGCUGUCUACUUCACGUGCGUCUUGGGGAUUCUUCUUGAGUUGUUUCUUGCCCCACGCUCUAGGCGCGUGCCUGUCUUUGCAGGACUGCUCGUGUGUCUUCACACGCGAGUUCCGGUUCCACGCGGUCUCUCCUCGUGCCUGUCGUCGCCCAGAUUCUCUCUCCCCCUUUUCACACGUGACCCACUAAUUAGGCUUUCCGCAGUGGAUUCGGAUUUCGUGCAUGCGGGUCCUCUUUGCUUCUUCGUCGAAACUUUCGGUUUUCUUGGGGUUCCGCUGCGCGGUCGCAGCGCGAUCCUUCAGGUUUUUCCUUGGCAUGCCCCACUCAGGGGGCGAGGUAUAUCUGAGAUUAUCUGAUUCUUUUUGUCACCGCGUCGACGUGACAGGUCGCGGAUGGUAGUCCAGAGUGCUUCCGUCUGAAUCCGGUCGUACGAGGACCUUGCUCCUCUCACUUCCCAAGUUUCUAGAUCGCCGUCGUACGUGUCUUCGACUUUUUUAACAUCGGUAGCGACCUCCAGAACGAAGAGGUUGGACAAGGCAGGCUGUUUUCUCGACCCCUCAGAUAUGAAACGCGAGGGAGACAGACAACGCAAUUGAAAAACCUGGGUCGCGACCCUCGUGGAAGCGGUGUGCAGUUGAGCAGCCUCCCCACUGUGUGUGUCCCGCGACCUCCCGCGGUCUCCGAGGCGUCGAUUUCUUCUCGAGUUCCUCUCCCGUUCUCUCGGGAGAAUGGAUAAGUUAAAUUUGCUGUCCCUACACGUGCCGCCCAUAUACGGCGAGCGCCAGUUUCCCGACGGCGAGGCUCUUGCCAAGCCUUUUGAGUUCCCCUCCACCACCUGGUCUCUCAAGGGAGAGGCGUCGCAGAUUAGCGUCGCUGAGGGCGCUGCCCCGGCUGAUGAUCCCUCCUCAGACGCUUCCAGUUCCACUCUAGACGCAAAGGUCUUGUCUGUUCAACUUUCUCCCGCGUGCACCGCCGAUACGCAGAUGGCUUCUCCGGAGUCGAUCGCGGCGCCAGCCCUCGGAGCUGAGUGUGGCGACGGCGCGAGUCUUCUCGCUUCUCCCCUUCUCCCGCCUCUCUGUUCGGCGUCGGCUGCGCCGCUCGCGUUACCCUCGCCGCUUCCAGCACCCGUAGUAGAUCCUGGAGAGCCGCAGGGCGUCGAGCCACCCGUGGAGGCAGACUGUCGCGUCGGCUCGGCGGCCGCAGUUGCCGCGCCCAGCGCACCCGUCAAGAGCGAGGAGCUCGCGUCUGAGGACGUUCUCUUGACGGAGAACAAGGGUGAGGCAUCAGGAGACGCAGCGUCUGUGCUCGUAUGUUGCGCGGUGUCGGACGCUAAUUCACAAGAAGAGACGUUCGCGAGUUCUGAGGCCCAGCCACCUGUGCCCGUCGAUGGCGCCGUCACACCCACCACGCGGUUUUCAACGGAGCAAGACGAGGAAGGCGGCGCGGCCGCCGGGGUCGCCUCUGCGUGCGCCCCCUCUGUCUCCUCGCUCCUCGCGGCCUGUCUCCCGCGUUCCUCAGGCGCGACUUCACUGGACCUGGCGCUGCCACCGGGGGUCGCCUCGAGUCGGGACCCGCUGCUUUCCUCGUUUCUCGCAGCUGGAUCCGAGGAAGCUUUCCUUUCUCGAGAGGCCGUUGCCGCACUCACUGCAAGAGACGCCUCAUCUCUGGUCUCUGACCCUGUCGCUGGCCACGCACUGACUUCGCUCGCACUGCUGCGGGGCGUUAAGGACUCCCUCAGUCCCGCGGCGGCUGAGGCUGCAGCUUCAGCCCAGAAAGAGCUCCAGCGGCUCUUGGAGCUGCAGCACGAGCAGCAGAGACAGCGCGGUGUCCUCGUGAAGGAGGAGGAGAACGGCGCGGUGGGGAACUCGUUUCUAGGUGCCCUGGAGGAGGCGAUCUGGCGUCAAGAAACUGACGACGCUGCGGCGGCGCCCUUCACAGAGAAAGCCGCAGUGGACAGCAGACCCGCGGGGAGGGAAGACUCCGCCGGAGGAGGGCCGCGGAAUGCAAGAAUGAGAGAAAGAAACUCGGGCGCUGGAGGCGGCGAAGAUGAGCUCGAGGAAGACCCCGCCUUAGUUGCCUCUCUGCGAGAACUGUUGGAGACUCUUCCGAGAAAGAAGGAAGGAGACGCGCGCAUGCUUCUCCUCGGCGAGAAGCCCUUCGUGAGACCUUAUGCCCGGCAAAUCGUGGAGAUGUGGAAGAUUCACUUGGGCGAGACCGGCCGAACGACACUGAAGAAGGAGAUCAGCGAGCGGACGCAGGCGGACGCGACGCUGAAGCGCCGGGUGUUAUGCAUUGCGAAGCUUAAGAUGGCGACGCUUGAAGAGCUGGUUCAGAUUGCAGAAAUCACUGGCCUUCUGGAGCGUACACUGCAGAUUGCCAACAAGUACGAAGCCGAGAGACAGGCGGCGCCCGUGAGUCGGCAGAAUGUUUCGCGUCGGGCCCUGUCCCUCGUGUGCUCACGCGGGGCGAGUGCGCCGGGGCCGCAGGCCGCGCCUGCCUCAGCGGCCUCGCAAAAUUUUCUGAGUCUCGCGAGUCGUCGGGACUCCCCUGUGCGGAGUCUGGGGUCCCUCUCCCCUUCGCUUAUCUUUGAUCCGUCGCUGCUCUCCGCUUGCCCUUCCUUCCCGAACCCCGGAGUCUCUUCCUGUUUCUCCACCAGUGCGAGUUCGCGCCGCUCGCCCUCGCCGGGUCCCGCGACCGCGGGCAGCGCGGCGCCUCCAAGUGGCCGCGAGGAGACAAAGGAGAGCGCGGAGCUGGCGCGACUGCUUUCCUCGGCGUCUGUGAAUCUCUGCGACCCCACGGCCGGGCCUCUGCAGUGGCCCAAGGGCGAGGGCCUGCUCCUUGGCGAUGCCCUGACGAAUCCGCUCAAGGCCGGGAGUGGAGACAGCAGCGGCGGCUUGUCGGCGUCUUCGGCGCUCUUCGAUUUGGGCGACUCCGAGUUGUCAGCAGCGGACGCGACCGCCGCAGCUGCAAACCUCUUGUCGAUCAUUACGCAGCAGCAGGCGCGGUCGCGCCCAGCUAGCGAUGGCAGUCGUGUGGACCCGGCGCUGGCCGGCGUCGGGACCUCGGCGACCGAGGAGCUGCUCCUUGCGGCGUUCGGCGGCGACGAGGCUGCGGCGGCGGUCGUCGCGGCUCUUGCGUCGGGCGGGGCGGCAGAGCCUCAGCUCCCGGAGACACCCGCCUUGGAGCCUGCCGCGGGAUUCGCGAGGAAGAGCAGAAAGCGUUCGCGGAAACGCAAGGGCAGUGGAGGGGCGCAGGCGACUGCGGGUGGAGAGAGCGGCGGCAGCGGGUCCUCGAAGCGCGUGCUGGUGGGGCCCGACAUGGGAGCGGCGCUUGGCGAAGAAGACGCGAAGGCGCAUGUGGAGGAGGCUGUCGAAUACGCGGCUUUAGGAACCGAGCAAGGGACGGGUGCGCAAGCUGCCCUCUGUCAGGUGGAGCAGGAAGAGACAGGCGAGAGAGGAGCGGGCGCUCCGAGUUCGCCGCUUCUCACGUUGCUGGAGAAGUCUCUGGGGGGCUGUAGAGAGCAGAGCAAUCGGGGGAACAACCUGGCGCUCUCACCCCUCCCGGAGGCGAAGAAAGAUGAGGUGGACUUGGAGAGACAGGAGAAAGGGGAGAUUAUGCUGACGGUCGAGGCGAGUGUGUCGUCGCCAGAUCUCUUCUCUGCAUGUGCGAAAACCACAUCGGAAGCCGCGGAGUUUCUUUUCGACGAGGAGGACGGCGCGGGGUGCGAGCGGCGAAAGACCGGCCUGAUUGACUCCGAGCGGAGCGGUGCGCAGGCGAGCGACUCUGUGGCCACUCGUGCGCCCGCGGAACCCAAAGAAGACGGAAGAGACACUCUCACUCACGCGGUCACGACUUCGGCGGGAUCCGCUCAUGACAGCUUAAGAAGUUUCCUCGUCGCCACGACGCGAGACAGCGACGCGGACAGUCGAAGCACGACGAGCAGCCGAUGUUUUGGGCUUGGAGCCUCAGGAGCCGGUGCGGCGUCGGAGGUGCGUUGCCGGGGCGAGGAAGCUGGAUCUGAGGGCCGGUGUCCUCACGGUGAGCCGCUUGCCACGCUUCGGGCGUCCGAAGGUCCAGCCGGCGAGGCAACAGGCGCUGGAGGUGCCAGUUCUCGUGCAUCGAGCGAAAGUUUCUCCCGCGAGGAGACAGGCGAAGGCUGCGGCCUCCGGGCGGUUGUGGGGUGUGCUCUGAGGCGCGUCGCCGGUGCAACGGACCUCAGCAGCCAAGACAUUAUCACAGAUCCCUUCGCAGAAGCGUGCGCGCGGGAGGCCCAUGACCUCCUCGACCGCGCGACGCGAGCUAAUCUCGUGCUUGGCAUCACACCGAGCUCCGGCGGUGAAGACUUGGUCACGGGAGGCACCCGAGUCUGUAGAAAAAGAAGUCGGGAGGACGGCGACUUGGAUCUGCGCCCGACGCUCCAGAUUCUGAGCACGGUCUGCGUCAUGUACCUCAAAGAGAACCUGCGUUUCCUGACGACCGAGGCGGAGGAGCUGCGGUGAAGCGGGUGUUCUCGCAUCUUUUUUCUCUCUUCUUGGCAUUUACCGUUUUCCAAAGAGGAGACGGCCAAGAGUCUGCGCGUGCUCUGUUUUCUGAAAGUAUUGGCGGCUGCGUGUCUCGCACUCUGUGCCGGAUGCGGUUCUGAGGUUCGACUGUCUCGACAGAGGCGUUCCCCCCGAGGGGAAUGCGUGCGCUUUGCAUUUGUGUGGACAAGCGUCACAUGUAUCUCUUUUCCUCUCAACAAAUGUUGGUGUCGCUUGUCGGCCGGUGACGUGCAUCGUGUGCAGCAGGGGACAAGCGCUCGGUGAAGUUUUUACCAGCAGCGGAACCCGCUGAAAAGACGGUGCAUGCACGCAAAGGGAUGUAGCCUGGCAUGAAUAAAUGUGUGUAUAUGUGCGUGACAUAUAUCUAUCAGUUCAUGGAUUGCAUCCCGCUCGCAUCGGGGCGGGCGUUCUGGGGAUCGAGCGUGCCAUUUUUUUGAGUAGAGACGCCGUGUGCGUUCUUUGCGGCGCGUCCCAGACACUCCAUCGGGAUGCGGGGCAACGACGUCGACCCCGGGUAUUCUCUGCAUUCCCACGAGUGGGGUGGCGUUUCCGUGUUUUUCGUGGACGCGCGUGAGACUGUGGGAAAAACCAGAGAGUACAUUUCUCUCCCUUCGUGUAAUUUUUUGAUUCGUCUUCAUACCCCAGGAGAAAGCGCCCUCGAUUCCGAUUCUCAGACACAGCUGUUGCACGUGCGCACCCAGUGAGCUGCAUGUGAUGGUCAGCGCCGUCCUCGUUUCUUGUUCUCGCCGUGCAUGUCAAAACGAGGGCGAACUUUUCACCACAUCGCGAAAAGUGAAGCAACUGAUUGGUGUAGAUCCCUGUGUAGAUGCAUACACCUUUUUGAAUAGAAGAUGCAUGUCAACUGUCGAAAAGCGUUAUUUUAAAGAGCCAGUGGGCUCGUGUACACCCUGGCGCUCGCCUGCGGCGCCUUCGCUGUGCUCUCGACUUCUCGCUUCAGGAAGCUCAGCCGCACAGCACAUGCGAUUACGUGUCGGUUUUUUAUGUGCGAAUGUCUGCAUGUGUAAGGGAGGCAAACUCACUCCCGUUGUCCCUUGGUGUGCUUUUUAAUAGUGAUUCUUGUCGCUUUCUUUUUAGCUGUCCCACUUGUCACGAAAGUUGUUCAAGAAAUGUAACGCUCAUGGUGAGGCUUCGCAAAUUCGUCUUCUAACCGGGCGACACAGUCGUCCAUAACGCAUUUCUUUUACCCCGUUCGCCAGACACAGGGAUCGCUUGGCAUGGAAUGCUAGUCCCUCCAGUCACACGAUCUCCAUUCUUCUCAGGAGAAUGGUCUCUACGCCUUUCACCUACCUUUACGUACAGCCACAAACAGAGACAUCAUAAUGCGUAGGAUUCUGAGUAUGAGUCCAGUUACGAGAUGCAGACAACGAAGUUGUUUACGUUCUGCUGUACACCGCCAUCCCGCGAGACUGUUUAGGGCGGCGAAAAGUGUUGGAUCUCAAGUUUCUACGACGUGAACAAAGAAGACACAGCGGCGGAUGAACAAGUCUUUUAAUUAACCAUGCUGACUGUAGUCUUGACAACGCUGCUGGUGCUUGAGACUUUUGAGACACCCUUCGUUGGACUGCCGUCAUGUACGUUGUUCCUGGGGAGUACAGUAUAGCAGAGUAAAGGCACAGCAGCACCAUUUCGCGUGGUAAUCGAAAUCGUUUAUUUGUAUGUAUAACGUGUAUGCUUUCGGCAUUUUGAAUUUGCAAGAUGGAGUGGUCAUAGAAUGGUUAAAACCAAUCUCGGGCGAUCGUCGGCGUGCAGGACCCGUUCCAUUCUACUUUUUAAGAGUUGCGUUGCAACUUCAAUCGGUGAUGAUC